UUUUUAUAUUAUUGCAUCAAUAGGCAGAAAGAAGCUGUUUUCAAGUCUGACAAUAUCUCGACUAUAUCAGUAUUGAAAGAAGUCCUUUCCAAAGAAGCAACUAAGAAGAAUAUAACAAUUAAAAUAACACACAGUAUAACUGAUGACAGUGCUGCUCACAUGAUAAAGCUCAUUCAUCCGAGGCUAGAGGAACAGCUCAUGUUAGCUAAAAACGUUCAACUAAUUGAGGCACUUCAAGAGCUUAAGAUCCAUGAGAAAGAUGUAAGCUUUCUCUCACCACAGUGCCAGUACAUACUAGAGAAUGCUUCAUUAAUGCAGGAAGAAAUAAAGAGACAACCAGCAAUGAUUGAUAGAUAUUAUGCACUUAUUACUGAUCUAUUUAUGGAUAGAGCUGCUUUUAAAGGUGUUAAUGUUCAGCAGAAAGUUCCACAGUUGUUAUCACUAUUGGAUGAAUGUAAUAUUGACAAUAUACUGCAGUUUUUUGAGGAAAAUAAAUGAAAAAUUAAAGAAUCCAUAAGAAUUCUAACUACAUUUGUAAAUGAACCCCUUUUUAUUAAGGACUUAAGUUAAAUGUUACAUUACCUAAAAUGUAUGGAGGAAUGUGUUUACCACUAAAGGAA
This is a messenger RNA of Amphimedon queenslandica, 620 nucleotides long. RefSeq names its product Bardet-Biedl syndrome 7 protein homolog. Gene Ontology annotation, cellular component: neuron projection; ciliary basal body; axoneme. The record is from RefSeq and is a predicted model, not a curated record. Lineage: Eukaryota; Metazoa; Porifera; Demospongiae; Haplosclerida; Niphatidae. Gene Ontology annotation, biological process: cilium assembly; intracellular transport; intracellular protein localization. The annotation marks the transcript as partial. The transcript is spliced from 5 exons.